UGGGUUGCGCGUUGCACAGCAUCGCCUUGAUCGCUGCAGACAUCGGAACAGGGGCCAGUCCAGAGCUUAUCAGAAGGAACUCGUCGAGUUGCGAAGAAGGUGGACAUUACAGAGGCGCACGUCGGGAAUACCGAAUCCUCGUUGGAACCUGCGCUGCGCAGAUGUGCAAGCACAUUCUCAACGCGCAAGUCUCGGUCAGAGCACCAUGCUGCCAACAGUGGUUCGAUUGUCCAGCCUGUCAUGCCGAAUCGGAAUCGCACGCUCUGAGAAAGACGUUGGAGAUGCAGCUGAUUUGCAAAAAGUGCAAGAGGGCUUUCAGGGUCGAUUUGACUCGGGCGGAGGAAGGGGACGAGUAUUGUCCGCAUUGCGAUAAUCACUUUGUCGUCAAUGCCAAAACAACGAGCAAGACAGAAGAAGAGGAGGCAGAAGACUUGCAGAGGAGCAUCCAACCAGACAAGCACGAAGAGUUUGACGCUAGAACAUCGUUCAUGUCUCGAUAUGACCCUGCCAGGCAAGACGAUUCGGACAGGAUAGACGCUGGAGGUGUUCAAGCCGCGCUAGAAAGUCGGAGCAGGGACGCAGUCUCUGCCAAUAGAGAUGCGAUCAGAGCGAGGGAGAUCGGGGAUGUGUUGGAUAGGAGGAGGCAGGAAGUCGAGCUGGCCGACGACGAUUUGGAUUGGAGCUGAGCGAGAUCAUUCUGACGUCGCGCACACGAUCCCAAUGCGCCUCAUCAUGAAGCAUGUACACUGACGACUGUCGCAAGCGAAUAUGACAAGAUGAGGCGGAAGAUGCAUUGUACUGAUCAGGCUGAGAUAAAUAGAGGUCCAUCUCGAAGCGCAAGAGUUUGGCACAAUACACGUUUGACUGCUCGACUGCGAAGGAGCUUGCAUCGGCACAGGAGACGGCGAGGCAGCAAGGGUAGAAAGGUGGGGGUAAG
Ceraceosorus guamensis is the source of this 937-nucleotide messenger RNA. RefSeq lists its product as hypothetical. Bases 162 to 686 code for a protein of 174 amino acids. Lineage: Eukaryota; Fungi; Basidiomycota; Exobasidiomycetes; Ceraceosorales; Ceraceosoraceae. The transcript is spliced from 4 exons. Gene Ontology annotation, cellular component: mitochondrial intermembrane space. Gene Ontology annotation, biological process: protein import into mitochondrial intermembrane space. Gene Ontology annotation, molecular function: zinc ion binding. The record is from RefSeq and is a predicted model, not a curated record.